Asterias rubens (European starfish) is the source of this 1991-nucleotide messenger RNA. Its product is annotated as transcription factor MafA-like. NCBI's taxonomy places the organism in Eukaryota, Metazoa, Echinodermata, Asteroidea, Forcipulatida, Asteriidae. The coding region runs from base 373 to 1350 and encodes 325 amino acids. Gene Ontology annotation, molecular function: RNA polymerase II cis-regulatory region sequence-specific DNA binding; DNA-binding transcription factor activity, RNA polymerase II-specific. Gene Ontology annotation, cellular component: nucleus. The transcript has a single exon. Gene Ontology annotation, biological process: regulation of transcription by RNA polymerase II. The record is from RefSeq and is a predicted model, not a curated record.
UUCACUCCUAGGGAUCCUCCACACACCUACGGCGGUUUGUCUGGUGAGCCGUCGCAAGGUCUUUCCCUUGGGGGCUAAGGUUGCCGUGUCUCAAAUUUCUCUCCGGGGUAGCCCCCUCGUAGCCUGUGCCGAACACACGACCAGACCGCAGCGCACAAACCACGAGAGGAGAGAGGAAGAAACAGACCAGUCAUUUAUUUGACAGACGAGACUCAGCAGCCGUCAUUUCGAGCAGUAACACAGCAAGCUGACCUCGCUUAGGUCACAAGUAGACCGAGGAGCGCGGCUGAUGAGCAGCAAGUUCCCCCGGUGCUAGCUCGGCGUGUUGUGUGACACCACACUCAUUCGGAAGCCGUCUGGCUCUAUCCAGUGAUGGCAAACGCCGACCAGGCCAGCUGUAAUUUGGAGACGGAUGCGGCUCUAGCCAUGGAAUACAUCCAGGAUUUCGAUUUGCUACCGUUGGCUCUAGCUGAGGUAAAGCGCGAGGACCAGGCUAACUCACCGGGAAGUUCAUGCCUUCUACAGUGCCAUACCGAUACCUCGACUGUGUCUACGAGCAGCAACAUCGGUAAGGCAAGUGUAGGAAGACGACGCACCCCGCCAACCAGUCUGCCCAACCUCGGCACGGGAUCCCUGACUCCGUUAGUUGAGUCCCCGUGCGUUAAUGUACCCCAUUCACCGGACGACCUGGCACUUAUACCAAGUCCCGUUGACAUGGAGUACAAACCGAGCCUCGAUGAGCUGUAUUGGAUGUCUAGCAUUCAAUCCCUCACCACCAUCAACAAUCUACAGCUGAUGUCCCCGGUCUAUGAUACGGGUGAGAUGUCGGCACUAUGCCCUUCCGAUCCUGACUACGACAAAUAUUCGGACUGUUCCGAGACGCAGGCCCGCGAUGAUGACGACGAUGAAGAUGAAGAAGAUGAUGAUAGUAAUUCAUCCGCUGCAGACUCGGACAGUACCGACCCAGGCGCUCCCGCCGUGACUAAACCUACUAAAGACAUUUUCACUCUGUACCGUGAUGACGAGUUAGUUCGCUUAACUGUAAGAGAACUCAACCGCCAACUUCGCGGCUACAAGAAAGAAGACGUUAUAAAGCUCAAGCAGAAAAGAAGAACACUCAAAAACCGCGGCUACGCACAGUGCUGCCGUACGAAGCGACUCAAACAACGGCUUGACUUGGAGCACAGUCAACUCUACCUACACACGGAGGUGAACCGACUCAAGAAUGAGCUGGAACGAGUCCAGAAAGAGAGAGAUAAAUACCGGAAAGAGCUUGAACUCUUCAAGACAGCCCGCCUGAGGACGAGCAGUCUGCCAAGUAGCCCAGAGUCGCCUGAGUACUACAUGUAAACUCUUGACUUGAAAACUAAAAACACCUUGCAGCUAUCAACCUUAGUCAGCUUUAUAGUUGGAGUUGUUCCAAUUAUUAAAACAGUACUAAAGUGUUUGACAACGGACUGAGAACUCUCGCCCAAAGGUCUGACAAAAUAUCUUUAUCAUCUAACUGAGGUAAAAUAAUGUCAUUUCCAUGUUUCUAUCUGGAGGAGUAAACGAAGUAAAUGAAGAAUUAUGCAAAUUAGCUUCAAUGGCAUUAUCUGUGACGAAAGGUUGAGUGGAGUUAUCGAUUACGAAUGUACAAAACAAACACAAGGGGGGGGGAAUAUUCUUUAAAAUGACAACUGUUUAAAUGAAGUAAUCCGAGGAACCGGAAACAAGAAUGAAGAAUGUUUAUCAAUAUAACUGGAAAUAGACCGAUUCGAAGUGAGGUAACUGCCAUUGAAGCUGAUAUCAAAAUGUAUUGACUGAUCAGAAAGCCCACCAUUACAAUUUAUAUUAUUUACUUUCAGUCAGUUGUACUGCAGAUGUUCUCAGUAAAACAACACAACUUGAAUUUGACCAAAUUCGUUUAAACAACAUUAUACGAAAGAUCACAUACUGUACAUUGCACACAUAUUAAACUUUAGUCUGUAGUGGGAGAGUGUUUUGUUGGG